UUAAAUUUUUUCCACAGAGAUUGAAGCUUUUUCUUCCACAUAGUACUGCUUCAGUAUAAGUUACCAUCCAUCAGUUAUGGAAAGAAUGGGAUUCAAAAUCCGUGUUCCCAUGGUGGUGAUGGUGGCUGUGGUUAUAUGUCUUCCCUCAGUCACGUUUGCUGCCGAGGGAACUGCCACCUUCUAUACACCUCCCUAUGUUCCUUCGUCAUGCUAUGGAAACCAGAACGAUGGGGUGAUGAUAGCUGCAGCAAGCGAUGUCAUUUGGGGAAACAAAGCGGCUUGUGGAAGAAAGUAUACAGUGAAAUGCAUUGGAGGCACUAACCAAGGUGUACCACAACCUUGCAAGGGUAACAGCGUUGUCGUAAAGAUUGUCGAUUAUUGUCCUCCUGGAUGCCAUGGAACUAUAGAUCUCUCCAAAGAAGCCUUUUCUGCCAUUGCUAAUCCUGAUGCUGGAAAAAUCAAGAUUGAGUAUACUCAGGUUUGAAGGCAACUCUCAUAGUGUCUCGGAAUAAUAAUGACGUCAAUCAAGGGCCACUUGUAAUAAGAAAAACCAGUACACCUGGGAAAUAUCAUGUUAUUAUGAAUAAACAUAUCUAGAUGAUUAAAUAAACAGAGAGACCUCACUCCAUUUCAAGUGUUCAAUUACAAUUAUAAUAGUUUUCAAUAAUUUCUACUC
This is a messenger RNA of Rosa chinensis, 676 nucleotides long. RefSeq names its product EG45-like domain containing protein. The record is from RefSeq and is a predicted model, not a curated record. Gene Ontology annotation, cellular component: apoplast; cell wall. The transcript has 3 exons. The coding region runs from base 77 to 484 and encodes 135 amino acids. Gene Ontology annotation, biological process: systemic acquired resistance. Lineage: Eukaryota; Viridiplantae; Streptophyta; Magnoliopsida; Rosales; Rosaceae.